Ictalurus furcatus (blue catfish) is the source of this 1190-nucleotide messenger RNA. It is a transcript of the gene coq7, whose product is annotated as coenzyme Q7 homolog, ubiquinone (yeast). Lineage: Eukaryota; Metazoa; Chordata; Actinopteri; Siluriformes; Ictaluridae. The transcript is spliced from 6 exons. Gene Ontology annotation, biological process: regulation of reactive oxygen species metabolic process; ubiquinone biosynthetic process; determination of adult lifespan. Bases 75 to 737 code for a protein of 220 amino acids. The record is from RefSeq and is a predicted model, not a curated record. Gene Ontology annotation, molecular function: 3-demethoxyubiquinol 3-hydroxylase activity. Gene Ontology annotation, cellular component: nucleus; mitochondrial inner membrane.
UAUUGCAUAUACAACCUUUGCUUAACGGAGCUUAGUUUCUUAAAAAAAAAAUUUCCGACUAGUGUCUAGUCGUUAUGCAGAGAGCUACAAACUGCGUUUUAGGACGUGUUUUUUAUACGUUAAACGUAGGAAAUGUUCCUGCUGUCAUUAACCGAGUAAACAUCCCCCUGGUAUGCAGAAAGUACAAUACACUUCCUCCUCCCCGGGACAAAGAGGAGAAAGCCAUGCUGGACAGCAUGCUACGGGUGGACCAUGCCGGUGAAUACGGGGCCAAUCGCAUCUAUGCUGGACAGAUGGCUGUUUUGGGUAGAACCCAGACAGGUCCGGUUAUCCAGCACAUGUGGGACCAAGAAAAGAUGCAUUUGCAGAAGUUUAAUGAGAUCUUGGGGGAGAACCGGGUGCGACCAACACUCAUGCUGCCUUUGUGGAACGUUGCAGGAUUUUUACUUGGAGCCUCUACAGCACUUCUGGGGAAAGAGGGUGCGAUGGCCUGCACUGUGGCGGUGGAGGAGAGCAUCUCUGAACACUACAACAACCAAAUCCGAACAUUAAUGGAGGCAGAUCCUGAGAGAUAUGAGGCGUUAUUACAGCUCAUUAAAGAAUUCCGUGACGAUGAGCUAGAGCACCACGACACUGGGCUGGAACACGACGCUGAAUCGGUACCUGGAUAUUUGGUUCUGAAGACUCUAAUACAGGCUGGCUGUAAAGCUGCAAUUUACAUCUCGCAGCGGAUUUAAAUGAUCCUUUUGUUGUCCUGUGUCAUUUUGUCAUUUUAACUAGUCCAGUGUUGAGUAUGACUUGAAUGAGUGUGAUGUUGAGUGACGGGACGCAGAUCCUGCACAGGCUUGUUGUAAAGAACACAUCUGAUGUUUGGGAUAACUUCAGCAAUCAGCUGAUGCGCGGAGCUUUGAUAUCGGUUUAGUAUUGAAAAUAGAAAUACGGGACAGAUGCAGCCGUUAUUUUAAUUUUUAUUUAAUAUACUGAAGUUGCAUUUAUUUGACUGACUGAUUAUGGGCCAUACCAGAAUUUUCAUCUGCACAGGGAAAAUAGAUUUACUUUUUUUUCUCCAAGGAUAUUUCAUUACCCAUCUAAUAAAAUGUAUGAUUGUAAUUGUUUUUGUUUUGAGAUAUUUAUGUAGCUGUACGUUACACUGCAGUGCUGCUACACACUAAUAAAGCUGAACCAACAUA